Molecule: messenger RNA, 459 nt
Organism: Lingula anatina
Lineage: Eukaryota; Metazoa; Brachiopoda; Lingulata; Lingulida; Lingulidae
Source: RefSeq, a predicted model, not a curated record
AUGGCCACAGUGUGGAUUGCUGUGGACAGAGCAGACAAGACAAAUGGAUGUCUGCAGAUUCUGCCAGGUUCUCAUCGAGCUGGUCGAAUAGAGCACGUGAAAGUUGGUGAACAAACAGGGGCUGACCCGGAACGCGUAGAACUCCUUGCCAAAGUCUGCCCCUUGACCUACGUCCAGCUUGACCCUGGAGACGCUAUGAUAUUUCACUGUAAUCUGCUCCAUCGAAGUGACCAGAAUCACAGCCAAAACCGGCGUUGGGCUUACCUUGUUUGCUAUAACCGUGCAUCCAAUGACCCAGUGUAUAAACAUCACUAUGCUAACUACACGCCCCUGAUUAAGGUGCAGAAUAGCAGAAUUAAGGAAUGUGGCACCAAAACACCCACCGAAGGAAAACUAUUUUCUCAUGGACCGAAAAGAGAGCGUGACUCUGCUAUAGAAGUGCUAGAGAGGAAGGCCUAA